AUGGGUAAAGUCAAGGACGUCAAGACCAAGUCCAAGGCCAAGGCCACCGACGCUCUGACUACGGUCAAGAAGGGCGGUGUUACUAAGGCUUCCACCACCUCCAGCGCCAAGUCCAAGCAGCUGGCCAAGGAUGUUGCCAACAAGGCCGUGAACGGCAAGGAGAAGAAGAAGUCCAAGAAGGUCGAGGUCUCCUCUUCCGAGAAUGAGUCUGAGUCUGAGAGCGAGGACUCUGCCUCCCACUCUGAGGACAGCAGUGAGUCUGAGUCUGAGGAGGAGGUCAAGCCCAAGCCCAAGGCCAAGCCUGUUGCGAACGGCAAGAAGGCCCCCGCUGCCGCCAAAUCUGACUCCGAUUCUGAUUCCGACUCUGACUCCUCCGACUCUGACUCUGAGGGCGGCGCCAAGGCCAACGGUGCCAAGGUUGAGGCCGACUCAUCGGACGCUGACAGCGACGAGGACAGUGAGGAUGACAGCGAGGAGGAGAGCGCUGAGGAUGUCAAGACCGAGGCUGCCAAGGCUGUUAAGCCCAAGGUGAACGGCAAGGCUAAGGCUGAGAGCUCUGACUCUGAGGACGAUUCCGAGGCUGACUCUGAGGACGACUCCGACGAUUCUGACGACUCUGAGGAAUCUGAUGAGGAGGAGGAGAAGGAGGAGAAGGCUGCCGCCCCCUCCAAGAAGCGCAAGGCUGAGGAGGAGGAAGAGGAGGAGGAGGCUCCUGCCAAGAAGUCCAAGACCGAGACUGCCGAGGAGGGUGCCACCACUCUCUUCGUCGGCAACCUGAGCUGGAACGUUGACGACAACAUGCUGUUCGAGGAGUUCAAGUUCUGCGGCGAUGUCUCCAGCGCCCGUGUCAUCACCGACCGCAACACCGGCCGAUCCCGCGGCUUCGGUUACGUCGACUUUGCCAACGCUGCCGCUGCCGAGAAGGCCUUCAACGAGAAGCAGGGUGCCUUCAUCGACGGACGUGACAUGAAGCUCGACUUCUCCACCCAGCGACAGCAGACUGAUGCCUCCCCUGCCGCUCGUGCCAAGAAGUACGGUGACGUCGUUAGCCCUGAGAGUGACACCCUCUUCAUCGGCAACAUCCCCUUUGAGACUGAGGAGGAGACCGUUUCCGCCUUCUUCAGCGAGGUCGCCAACGUCAAGAGCAUUCGCCUGCCUACUGAUCAGGAGAGUGGUCGCCGCAAGGGCUUCGGUUAUGUGACCUUCUACUCUGUCGAUGAUGCCAAGAUGGCUUUCGAGCAGCUCAACGGACAGCCUGUGGAUGGUCGCAAUGUCCGCCUGGACUACUCUACCCCCAAGCCCCAGCGUGACUUCGGUGACAACCAGGGUGGCCGCGGUGGCUUUGGCGGCCGUGGCGGAGGCCGUGGUGGAGGCCGUGGCGGUUUCGGCGGCCGUGGUGGUCGUGGCGGCCCGCGCGGUGGUGGCGGUGGUCGUGGUGGUUUCGGUGGCCGUGGCGGUGGCUUCCAGGGCAAGAAGAUCACUUUCUAA
This is a messenger RNA of Thyridium curvatum, 1488 nucleotides long. RefSeq lists its product as uncharacterized. NCBI's taxonomy places the organism in Eukaryota, Fungi, Ascomycota, Sordariomycetes, Thyridiales, Thyridiaceae. Bases 1 to 1488 code for a protein of 495 amino acids. The transcript has 3 exons. Gene Ontology annotation, molecular function: RNA binding. The record is from RefSeq and is a predicted model, not a curated record.